Phacochoerus africanus (Common warthog) is the source of this 3144-nucleotide messenger RNA. RefSeq names its product radial spoke head 10 homolog B (gene RSPH10B). Bases 400 to 2904 code for a protein of 834 amino acids. Lineage: Eukaryota; Metazoa; Chordata; Mammalia; Artiodactyla; Suidae. The record is from RefSeq and is a predicted model, not a curated record. The transcript has 20 exons.
AGACCGGCGGGGACCGACGCCUCACUGCCCCGCGUCACCUCCCAUCCAGCGCGGCCCAGCCCCCAGGCGUCCCCAGAGAAGUAAGCGUUAGCGUGGGGUCCCUGGGUCCCAGGCCGGUGACCCUGUGUGCGCCGCGACGGACGGACGUGACGGCCAGGUCCAGCCACUGAGGACCCGAGCAGAUAAAACUCAUCAACGCCCUGAAACAGACAGCUUUCAACCAAAGGUGUCAUCCUUUGAAGCUUAUCUACGUAAAGUCGACCUCAGGCCUUUGAAAGGCGAUGGUGAAAGAAAAAAAAAAGGGCCGAUAAAAAGGGGGAUAAGUCUGCCCGCUCUCCCUCAUCUCUGUCCGAUUAUCCAGAGUUUCCUAAACAAGAUGGCAACGCUGCCAGGCAAGAGAUGUCCCCAGGUGCUGUGCCACCACCGGACGUGCCGCUCAAAGAACCAGGACUCCACAGAGAGUUCAAAAACGAUCAAGUGCAGAGCGAAGACCCCACCCAGUACGAAGAGCCCAUUCUGACCAGACUCAUAGUUGAAAGCUACGAAGGGGAGAAAGUCCGUGGACUGUAUGAGGGAGAGGGUUUUGCCAUCUUUCAAGGCGGCUGUACCUACCACGGUAUGUUUUCAGAAGGACUCAUGCACGGACAAGGGACUUACAUCUGGGCGGAUGGACUGAAAUACGAGGGGGAGUUCGUCAAGAACACGCCCAUGAACCACGGCGUCUACACGUGGCCCGACGGCAGCACCUAUGAAGGCCAAGUGCUGAACGGCAGGCGGCACGGGUUUGGCCUCUUCAAGUGCCGCACGCAGCCCGUGUCCUACAUUGGCCACUGGUGCCACGGCAGGAGACACGGGAAGGGCUCCAUUUAUUACAAUCAGGAGGGCACGUCUUGGUACGAGGGAGACUGGGUUCACAACGUCAAGAAGGGCUGGGGGAUCAGAUGUUACAAAUCUGGAAACAUAUACGAAGGUCAGUGGGAGAACAGUAUGCGCCACGGGGAAGGCAGGAUGCGAUGGCUGACAAGGAACGAAGAGUACACGGGCCAGUGGGAGAAGGGGGUGCAGAAUGGCUUUGGGACACACACCUGGUUCCUCAAGAGAAUCGCCUACUCCCAGUAUCCUUUGAGAAAUGAAUACGUGGGCGAGUUUGUGAACGGAUGUCGUCACGGCCGUGGGAAGUUCUACUAUGCCAGUGGAGCCACAUAUGAGGGAGAAUGGGUUUCCAAUCAAAAACACGGCAUGGGUCGUUUAACUUUCAAGAAUGGGCGGGUGUACGAUGGCCUGUUUUCCGGUGACCACAUAGUGGCGUUUCCCAGUCUUGAAGGUGAAUUGAUGAGCUGCCCGGACACGACUUCGGAAUAUGUCCCCAGGGACCAGUCCUGCGGCUCUUCCAUCAGUGCUGAAAUCGUCCGGAAGCUGGAUGGCAGUGAAAGUCAUUCCGUGUUGGGCUCGAGCAUUGAGCUGGACCUCAGUUUGCUGUUGAAAAUGUACCCCGAGAAAGACCAACCAGAAGAAAAGAAGCAGGUAGAAUACGCCGUCCUAAGGAACGUCACAGAGCUGAGACGGAUCUACAGCUUCUACAGCAGCCUGGGGUGUGAUCCUUCUCUGGACAACACCUUUCUGAUGACAAAGCUUCACUUCUGGAGGUUCCUAAAAGACUGCAAACUGCAUCACCACAAAAUAACCCUUGCCGAUAUGGACAGGGUGCUGGGCGCCAACAACGACAUACCCGUUGAAGACAUUCACUCUCCAUUCACGACAAUACUUCUGAGGACAUUUUUGACUUACAUCCUGCAGCUGGCCCACCACAUCCAUCACAGAGAAUUCCAAAACAGAAGCCCGUCGCUGUUUUUGUGUUUUACGAAACUCAUGACGGAGAACAUUCAUCCCAACGCCUGCCGUGUGAGAGGCAGUUUAUUCUGUGGGGCACAGCGGACGCUCUGUUCUUUGAACUAUGCUGACAGAUGCUGGGAGAUCUACACGCUUUACUGCAGACCACGUGCAGCCCCGCCCCAUGAGCUCACGAUGAAGAUGAGACACUUCCUCUGGAUGCUGAAGACCUUCAAAAUGAUAAAUAAGAAAUUAACGGCAACCAAAUUCGUGGAGGUCCUAGCAGAGGAUAAUCCUUUCAUGCACGACGGAAUUGACAGCAGCUUUGAACUUGAGCUGGUUUUCCUGGAAUUCUUUGAAGCUCUGUUAAGCUUCGCAUUCAUCAUUGUGGCUGACCAAGCAUCUAAAUCCUGUGUCAGUUCUCCAAAUGAUGACCUGCCUGGAAACAAACUUGGAAGCACUUACCUAAUGGAAAAUCAGAACACCCAGAACCGGAGUCCAAGUGCCGUGACGAGCCAGGAUUCCGACAUUCAACUCAGCAGCACCAAGUCCUCGUCCAGCCAGUUAGGACGCCUGCUUGAUAUCAGCAAAAUGCGGCAAUCGGAGCCCAAGAUCAAGAAGUCUCUAAGUGAUGGAAGAACGUCCAAAAUGAAUUUUAAAUCUCUAGGAAAAGGGCUAACCUUUCUUUUAUCUCAAAAUGAAAAAAAAGAAAAAUCCAAGGAUGAAGAGAAGGAAAAACUCCACACAUGGAUCAAUACUCUGUACGUCUUUUUUGUGAACACUCUCUUCCAAGCACAUAAACGUGAAGAAGCCCUCAAGGAGAAAGUCAAGGCAAACCGGCUGCAUGCCGAGGCCGUGGCCCAACAGAAGAAAAUGGAAAACGAUGAGCUGGAAGCGAGGCUGAACAGCUUGAGGGAGGAAGAGGCCAAAAGACAAGGCUACGGGUCCGACAUCACUGUGAUCAAGGAACCAGUGGACGCCCCCUCCUCAAAUUUCGCACCCACCCCUCCCAAAGAGGACCCAGUGGCGUCCCAGCCCAGCAAACCCAUGUCAAGCAAGAAAAAGAAGAAGUAGCUGCCACUGGGCUCGUAAAGGAGCCAGAGGGACAAGCAGCUGUGGAAGGAGCUGAGCGGCAAGGCCCUGUGACAGGUGUCCUCGUUGGUAAAACAGCGUCUUGCUUCUUGUCUUAGGGUUCUGAAACUACUACUCCCCGGGCCCACUGUGCUUUGGGCUUCUUAUGUGGUUGGAUCACCGAAACGCCUGUUUUGACAACCGAGCUGAAUGAAAAUCCACAUUAUGUGGGCAUUAAAUGAG